Molecule: messenger RNA, 7483 nt
Organism: Octopus bimaculoides (California two-spot octopus)
Lineage: Eukaryota; Metazoa; Mollusca; Cephalopoda; Octopoda; Octopodidae
Product: kinesin light chain
Biological process (GO): microtubule-based movement
Cellular component (GO): cytoplasm; kinesin complex
Molecular function (GO): kinesin binding
Source: RefSeq, a predicted model, not a curated record
GUGCUGUUCUCGAAUGAAAGAAAGAAUUAAGAAAAAAAGGAAGAGAAAAGGCUAUACAUUCUACUAGCUUCGACUAACUGGAAGCUUCCUCAGAUAUCAUCGUUCUAGCAUAUUUGGACAUCGACCCACAUCUUUUCCCUUUUAAAUCGUAUUUUCUUUUAUCCCACUCGACAUAGUUACUUUGAAUCAAAAGAAAAAAAAAACCCAUAGAUCAACAAACCAAAAUUUAAUUUUAAACCACUCCUACCUCCCUCCAUGAGACCAAGCACACGUACUUGCUUUUUAAAUUAUCACCACUCUUUACGUACAUGCUCCUCUCGUCAUGUUUAAAUUCUUAAUUUGUACCUUCUAUGGAAUGGAACAAAACCAUUAAGAAACUAGGAAUUAAAGAUAUCGACCAAAAGUACAGACGAAACUGAAUUUGGCCGACCUUGUCUUUUAAUUGUAGAGAAAAAAAAGUACCAUAACCUUUCUCAAAGUAUUGACUUGUCGAGCUGUUGUCAUCCUAUGUGUUCUUGGCUCAACCGUUUUAAUAUAUUAUAUACACUUUAAAAUAAGAUAUUUCUAUAUUUCCUUUCUUCGGAGAAGAGAGAAGGGUUGUUUAUAUUGCCACUGAGAGCUUUCUUUCGUACCUAAUUUUGUGGUUUGGAUGUUGCAGUGUCACUGACAACAUGGGGGCAGUAUACAGACCAUGUGAAAUCACCAUGGAAAACAAAGAAUUAGAAGAAAGAAAGAAAAUUGAAGAGAUUGGCAAGAUGACUGCCUUAUCUCAGGAGGAUAUUAUCUCCAACACCAGGACAGUUAUUCAGGGAUUAGAAACUCUGAAAAAUGAACAUAAUCAAAUACUCUAUAGUCUCCUAAAUUCUAUGAAGACCAUCAAGAAGGAGAAUGGGGACACAAACUUAGUGGAAGAGAAAACAAAUAUUCUCAAGAAAUCUGUAGAUUCUAUUGAACUGGGGCUUGGAGAAGCUCAGGUGAUGAUGUCUCUUGCCAAUCACCUGCAGACAACUGAAGCUGAAAAGCAGAAACUCCGAGCCCAGGUUCGACGGCUGUGCCAAGAAAAUGCUUGGCUUAGAGAUGAAUUAGCAAAUGCACAGCAGAAACUGCUUUUGAGUGAACAAAAGGUAGCAACAAUAGAAGAAGAAAAGAAGCACCUAGAAUUUAUGAAUGAAAUGAAGAAAUACGACACUAAUGAAGCCCAGGUAAAUGAGGAAAAAGAGAAUGAACAGUCAUCCCUCGAUUUAGGUUUUCCUGAUGAUGAUGAUGAUAGUGGUCAACCAGAAGUACUUUCUCCAACUCAGCCCAAUGCCAUGGCUCAAGCAGCUAGUGGUGGCUAUGAAAUUCCAGCUCGGCUUCGUACGCUACACAACCUUGUCAUACAAUAUGCUUCUCAAGGCCGUUAUGAAGUUGCAGUGCCUCUUUGCAAGCAAGCUCUUGAAGAUCUUGAGAAAAAUAGUGGUCAUGAUCACCCUGAUGUUGCCACUAUGUUGAAUAUUUUGGCUCUCGUUUACAGAGACCAAGGAAAAUAUAAGGAAGCCGCUAAUCUACUGAAUGAUGCUUUAGGCAUAAGAGAGAAAACUUUGGGACCUGAUCACCCAGCUGUGGCUGCCACUUUAAAUAAUUUGGCUGUUUUAUAUGGUAAAAGGGGUAAGUACAAGGAUGCUGAACCUCUGUGCAAGAGAGCCUUGGAAAUAAGGGAGAAGGUUCUUGGUAAAGACCAUGCAGAUGUUGCUAAACAGUUGAACAAUCUGGCUCUCCUUUGUCAAAACCAGGGAAAACAUGAAGAGGUUGAGCGUUAUUACCAGCGUGCAUUAGAAAUAUACCAAAAGGAAUUGGGACCAGAUGAUCCAAAUGUAGCAAAGACUAAAAAUAAUUUGGCAUCAGCAUACUUAAAACAAGGAAAAUAUAAACAAGCUGAAGUACUUUAUAAAGAAGUUCUUACCAGAGCACAUGAGAGAGAAUUUGGAAAAGUGGAUGAUGAUAAUAAACCAAUUUGGAUGCAGGCUGAAGAAAGAGAGGAAAACAAGGCAAAUAAUAAGGAUGUAUCUCAACAACCAGACUUUAGUAGUUGGCUCCAAACUCAAAAUGCAGAAAGUCCAACUGUGACUACUACUCUGAAGAACUUAGGAGCACUCUAUCGUAAACAAGGAAAAUAUGAAGCAGCUGAGACUUUAGAAGAGUGUGCUCUACAGUCAAAGAAAAGUGGUCUGGAUGGAGUCAGGCAGCCCAAAAUAAGUGAAGUUCUAUGCAGUGACUAUUCUAAGGGCCAGUCCCCAAAAGACAAGAAACGUUCUCAAAGCAGAGAUCGUAAUCGUCGAAACUCAACGGAUAGUGUCUCAUAUGAGAGAAGUGGUGAUGGUGAUGAAGUGAGUAUCACUAUGCAUUGGUCAGGGGAUGGGAGUGGGAAACUUAAGCGCAGUGGCUCAUUUUCCAAACUGAGAGCUUCCAUAAGGCGUAGCAGUGCUAAACUGGUCCAGAAACUGAAAGGCAGAGGAUUUGGAGAUUCUGACACACCUGGCAGCAAUUUGGACUCUCUUCUUGUCCCUUACACUCCAAGUAUGAAAAGAGCAAGCUCCUUGUCAGUACUCCCCACAAGCAGUAAAGAUAAAUUAAGUGAAAAUCGUCGAUCUAUAGGCGACCUUAGUAUCCGAAGCAGAACUGCAAGUUCAGACCAAUUGUCAAAUCGGCCUUUUUGAUGUCAGUUUGUCUUGUACAGCCAGCCUAUGUGUAUAGCAUGCCACCCCACCCAGCUUACUUCUUUUAUAUGCUACAUCAUAUAGCUAAUGUUUACUCCUAUUCCACUACUACUACCACAACCACCACCACCACCACAAUCCCUUCUCUUACUGCUCAGUUGGACAUCUCUUCACCCAGCUCAUGUCAGAUCAUGUCAUCUAUACAAUAUGGGUGACUCUAUUUCUUUCUCUUCUUUUUCCUACUUUUUCUUUUCAUCUGUUUUCUUAUAUAUUUCUUCUUCAUUCCUUUUAAUUUCAAUAUCAUUUUUUUUUCUUUAUCUAUGUUCCAAUAAGUUUGACUAACAUAGAGAAAAAGAAAAAGAACAAUGCUGCCGAGAACCAACAGGUUUGAUCUCGGUUCCAUAACAGUCUUCAAAGUUAUGGCUUCAUCUCUCCCUUUGUGCUGUCAUAUUUCACUAAAGAAAAAAAAUAAGAAAGCAGUUAGCUUUAUUAUUAUUAUUAAUUUCUCCCUACCCCACAAUAUUUAAAAACUCUGAAAUUCUGAGUGUAUGAUGCUUAAGAGAUUCACAUUCAUGUUUUUGUAAAUGGUUGCACUUGAAGAAGAAGAAACAAAAUAGUCAAUUGUGAUUGUGUAAAAAGAAGACAUAGUUGACCACAUAAGACAGUCUGUCAAUUCCAUGUACAAUCACAUCUAUCAUGAACAACUGCAGCACUCAAGUUUACUUAUUACAUUGCCAAUAUUUUUUAUCUGCACACACACACACACACACACACACACACACACAGAUAAUAUUCAGAUUUCUAGAUAAAUAAAAUUGAACUAAAUUGAAUUUGUUUUUCAUCAUGUUAACGUCCACUUUUCCAUGCUAGCUUGGGUCAGAUGGAACUCGUUGAGGCAGAUUUCCUACAGCUGGAUGCCCUUCUUAUCAUCAACCCUCACCUGUUUCCAAGUAAAGCAUUAUUUUCCCAUGAUCAUGUUUUUCACAGAAUAUUGGAAGCGAAGGACACCUCUUGCAUGACGAUGACACUCAUUUACAACUAUCAUGUAAUGUCAAGACAUGGACAAACACACAUACACACACACACACACACACAUAUAUGGCGGGCUUCUUUCAGUUUCCAUCUCCCAAAUCCACUCGGAAGGCUUUGGUCAGCCCAAGUCUAAUAGAAGACACUUGCCCAUGCAGUGGGGUUGGAUCUUGAACCAUGUGGUUGGGAAACAAACUUAUCACAGCCAUAUAAGUAUGCAAUUUAUUUCUGACAGUAAACUGCUACCAUGAUGCAGUUAUAUCAUAUAAUAAUUAAAAAAAAUUUUUUUUAAUAAAUGAAACCAUUUAGACUCUUUAUGCUAUGAGCUUUAUACUUCAAUUAAAGCUCUUCAACUUCUCUCUUUAUAAUGUUAGUUUUAUAGUUCAAUUAACUACAGUUCAUCUUAUAGCAAAUGUUCUGUGUUUGUCAUUGUAGAGAAAUAUAUAUAUAUAUAUAUAUAUAUAUAUAUAUAUAUAUAUAUAUAUAUGUAUAUAUAUAUAUUUGACUUACUGGAGUGGUUGGCUGUUUGUUUCUUUGUUUGUUGUGUUGUUUUGGUAAGGGCACUGCAAACUAAAAAAGCUCGUUUCUUAUUUGCAAGAAACAAUCUGUUCCCUUCUAAAUUUCCUUAAAACAUUGAGGUGCUGCACUCCAGUAAUCUAAGAUGAAUGCAUUUUGCAUGUGAAUAGUUUACACUGUAUUCCUAAAGUUUAUUUCACUGCUGGUAUUUGUACAUAUCAAUUUGGUGUUAAAAUGGCCAGCAGGGAAUUAAGUAAAAUGGUCGUAUCCAUAGAUGUCAGCUGAGUAACACAGACUACUCAGUAGGUUUCCCUAUUUUGUGAAUUGAGGGGGAAAAUAGUCCACAAAAUGAGUGAUAUGUUUGGUGUAUUUCUCCCACAUUUUGCACAAAAGAGGUCUCCUUGAGUAGUUUGUUUGCAUUCAUUUUCUUUUUUUUCUUUUCCUUUACUAAACUAAGAGUUACUAACACUGAAGAUCCCGAAAAUACAUAAAAGAUAAUCUGUUGAGACUGUAAAUGGAGAUACAAUGUGAUGACACGAAAUAAAAUGCAAUGAAUCUUUUCUUUAUGAGGAAACAAUGCUCACCACCAGUGAAAAAUAAGGAAAUUGUUCUUGUUUCGAGACCCUCUCCCCGCCCCCACCUUUCGUGAUUGUGUUAUUUGGAGUAGGAUUAAAUGAGGGGUGAAUUCAGACACAAAGCUCUUUAAGUUGAGUACCCUAAACCUGAUCAGUCUUCUGAAUGUGCAACCAUUUUUAUUAUAUUAUUUGUUUCUAAUUUAUUGCAAACAUCAAAAUUUCCAUCCAUUGUUAUAUGGCUUUUCUUGUGAUUUACCUGUAGAUUUGUGCCGUGUCAGGUGCUGCCCCGUCUGUAAAGUGUACAGCCUUAAUUACUAGAGCACAGCGACCUUUCAACAUGUUUGGUAACUCAUGUACUCACUGUGUAUAAAUUAUAGUUAUAAAAUGUAAAUAACUUAGAGAAAGAUUUUAAAAAAUGAAAUUAAUAACAAUUUUAACAUUUUUGUCUCUUCCCUAUAUAAAUUCCAUAAAAAGUUAUGGUAAUCCCCCAGUCCUUGCCCCUUUCCCCCACUCCAAAUGAAAAAACAAAAAAAAAAAAUACGGCAUUUCUAAAUUAAAGAAUAAGCAAGAGCUAAUCUCUCAUUCUUGAGAACUCUUAAGAACCUUGUAAAUGACACUUUAACAAAGUUAAAUAAUAUCUCUGAAAUAAAAACUAAAUAUAUAACUAUUAUGUAACAACAAUGCCAUGUAUUUUGUCAUUGUAGCAAAUAACUUUUUGCUAUAUAAGGUUUUUUUUUUUUUUUUCCUAUCGCUAUUCCAUUACACACGCACACAUAACAUAUACAACAUACAUACACAGUAUUUCCUGGUGAUGUAUAACUGGAUAUCAAUAGUUUAAGAGACUUGAGUUAACAGCAGAGCAUAGAGGCAAGGAAGAAAUACAGCCAUUGGUCAGAUCUAUGAAGUACUUGUGUUUCGUUCAUAUUUAUUACAAGGUGAGAGUGAUAGUCAGUGUUAGAGGUGGUCGUUUAGGGGCUUUCUCUUCACUUUGAGCUUUCAUUUUAUUUAUUUGCCAUGUUUACAAUGUUUUGGGAUUUUUUAUGUAUUUAUCUUUCUUCCCCCACCCCCACCCCAACUAAUCAGCGCUCAAUAUCAGGCACCCAUUUACUCAUGGAUAUAGACAAAUGGAGAGAAGGGACACACACAUACACAUAACAUGCUUUUGUUUUUUUAAUGCAUCUAUUUUUUUUUUUUUUUUUCUAAAAGAUAAAAGAAACAAAUAAAAUAAUAAUAAAUUUGGGAGUGUCUAAAGUAAUUGGUUUACUGAAUCUUUCCGCAAAUGCUAUAAAACUCUCCUGGCACUGUUAGCAUUAAUAGAGUAACCUUCAGUCAAUGUGAAUGAAUUACUGAGAAUAUAGUUUGUCCUUUAUUAUUAUUAUUAUUUGCUCCAUAUCUUUUACUGCAACUCAGAAAUAUUGUUUGGAUCAUUCUUGCUAUUAAUAUUUAAGUUGUGCAUUUUUGUCUUCCGUGCUGUGCAAUUCAGAGAUCUUUUUUUAUGAUCUCGUGACCGGUUAAAGUGGUUUUUUUCUUUCUUGCUACCUCAUUCAAGCUUUAUGAUGAGUUGAUUACAUUGUGAUUCUGCAAACACUUUAGAAAGUUCAGUUUGAGCAGGAUGUUAUGAUAACUUCUUUCUUUCUUUCUUUCUUCUGUCCUGAUUCUCCCAGCUAGUUAUUUAAUUGAAUUAUGUUUGAGAAAAUCAUUAAAAUAUUUUUUUUUUCCUCAUUUAGGUCAUGCAGAAAAUAUUUUUAGUUUAAAUUUCAGAGUAUUUUAAGCUGCAAAGUGGUUCUCCCCUUAGAUGCAUAAAUUAGUGUUAAGAUAUUUACUAAUAGCAGUAUAUGCUUGUACUAAUUACCAUCAAAUGGUAUUUAUUGGGUGGAUGAUCAGACUGAAUGAGCGUCUGAAUGAUGAUGGUAUGUGCUGGGUGGCUUAGCAUGGAAGUGGGGAGAGCUAAAUUUUCUGACUAUAAAUUAAAUAUAACAAAUGAAAAAAUAUGAAAAAAAAACUGAAAAAUAAUAAAUAAACUAAAAAAUCUAAUAGUCUGUCAUGAUGCUUGUUACGUUUUAGAUGAGAUUGAUUUUCUUUUCUGUAUAUAUGAUUAUAUCCAGCAAUUCUUAUGGGUACAUCGAUUGGAGUGUUGUGCAUUCAGUGCUGCUCUGGUUUACAUCUAUAUGUUUGUCUAUCUAUAUAUGUAUUUAUAUAUAUAGAUAUAUAGAUAUAUAUAACAUACACACACAAAAAACACACACACACAUUUGACUGACUACAUUUGCUCUGUUGUUGGCUUAUUCUCCUCAAAAAUGCUCUCAUAACUAGACUGACAGUAUUUAUAAGGGUUUUUUAGCAACAUUUUUUUUUAAACUCAAUCUGUAACAAAUAGAUGAUAGAUUUUUCAAUCUAAAUCUUUUAUUUUGCACAUCCCUAUCUCCCUCAUCCCAACUUGUCUUUAUAUUUAUUAUUACAAUUACAAUUAUUACUAUUACUACUCUUAUGUUAUUUUUUUUUUUCCUUAAAAAUCUUUUUCUUGAUAAUUCAUGUUCUCUACACCACCCAGUGGUGGUUCAGUUUUAUCCAAGGUCAGUCAUGCCUUCUGUCGGAUGUAAUUAUUGGAUCUUUCCAGUGAUUGCUACAUCAUACAGUCACUGAAUAAAUAAAGUAAAGCUUAGUUCA